Myxocyprinus asiaticus (Chinese sucker) is the source of this 3246-nucleotide messenger RNA. Its product is annotated as ras-related protein Rab-39B. Gene Ontology annotation, cellular component: Golgi membrane. Gene Ontology annotation, biological process: Rab protein signal transduction. The record is from RefSeq and is a predicted model, not a curated record. The transcript has 3 exons. NCBI's taxonomy places the organism in Eukaryota, Metazoa, Chordata, Actinopteri, Cypriniformes, Catostomidae. The coding region runs from base 333 to 974 and encodes 213 amino acids. Gene Ontology annotation, molecular function: GTPase activity; GTP binding.
GAUACUGCCAUUUCAUCAGCACAUUUUCACAAACAUCUCUUCAUUCCUAAUCAUGAGGCUAACGAGAUGAAUUUACAAACAAUUUAUGGGCGUUCCGAAGGAAAUAUGUAUUAACAUAAAGGCCACAGACGAGUAUGGUUUUUCGUUUGGUUAUUUAAUGCACACUCAAAGCGGGGACUAAUUGCACAUUUAUGCUCAAAAACAUUCGGGUUUGCUUGGAUGCCUUGCCUGGGAACGUCACUGUACCACACGUUUACAGACCGAAAGACGGCGAAGAACAUGGGGUUUACUAUUGUCAGAAACUGAGAAGCAUUACCGAGAUUACGUAAGAAAUGGAAGCUAUAUGGCUGUACCAGUUCCGGCUGAUUGUCAUUGGUGACUCAACAGUCGGGAAGUCUUGUCUGAUCAGACGCUUCACAGAAGGACGUUUUGCACAGGUGUCUGAUCCUACUGUUGGAGUAGACUUCUUUUCCCGUCUGGUGGAGAUUGAACCAGGCAAACGCAUCAAGCUUCAGAUCUGGGACACGGCAGGCCAAGAGAGAUUCAGAUCUAUCACAAGGGCUUAUUACCGUAAUUCAGUGGGCGGCCUGUUGCUUUUUGACAUCACCAACCGGCGCUCUUUCCAGAAUGUUCAUGAGUGGCUGGAGGAAGCGCGCAGUCAUGUGCAGCCACAAAGAAUCGUCUUCUUAUUGGUCGGUCACAAGUGUGACCUGGAACAGCAGCGGCAAGUGAGCCAGCAGGAGGCGGAGAAACUGGCUGCUGCUUACGGCAUGUGCUAUGUGGAGACCUCGGCACGUGAUGCCAUAAAUGUAGAGAGGGCCUUCACCGAGCUGACGCGGGAUAUCUUUGAGCUGGUCAAAAGUGGUGACAUCACCAUCCAGGAGGGUUGGGAGGGAGUCAAGAGUGGUUUUGUGCCCAAUGUGGUACAUUCUUCUGAGGAAGUGACCAAAAGCGACCGCCGGUGCCUCUGUUGAUCAAGUGAUUCUUGCUGGUGUAUCAUGGCUCUUCACUGCAAAACCACUGCUGUUGUUCUCCCUAAGCUUGACAUCUCCCACUACUGCAGCCCUACAAAUACUCUCUUCCCUCUUUCAAUGUUUCCUGCUCUCAUAGUAACUUCAAGUACAGUUCUUAUUCUCAAUGUGAAUUCAGAACUUCACUUUCAAAUAAUGACAUAAAGAUAAGCAACAAACAGAAAUCUGAAUUCAGUGGAGCUUUGGUAAGUCUUCAUCCACCUUGUGGCAAGAUGGAACCAGUAGAACUGAGUUGUAAGAACUGGGUAAGUAAAUGGUUGAUGCAUCUUCCAGACUGGAGAUCUCAGACCUUCAAACACACUAUCCAAGGGAAUAGCAAUAUCCUUUAGAGCAAAGACAGAUCUAAAGUUUACACCAAAAAUUCAUCCAUUAAGGUUCUUUUCGAAACAAAACGUAUCAGAGCAUGCGCAGGAAGACCACACCAGUCAAUACAUAAUUUCUUCUCUCAUUUGACUAUUAAGCUCCUAAUGCGUUCAACUAAGGCCACAUCCACACUAAUGAUUUUGUUACGUUUACACCUCUCACCCACACUAGAAUGGUGUGAAACAGAGUGUUUUGAAAGCGCCCUCUAUUACCACAUAAUUUGGAAAACAAUGACGUUAGGAAACUGAAAACAGAUUAUUGUCCAUUUGGCCCAAAGAUACUCCUUAUGGUGUAUUUACAUCAUGUCAGAAUUACCGUAAUUACGGGAUUCCGGCUUAAAUAAAACAGUAAAAACCGCUCAUGUUUUCUUCAAAUUCGUAAUUACUAGUUGAGAUCUUCAGAUUUGUUGAAAUAUUGGACUUGACCGUUGUGAUUUCAAUUAAAAAAGAUGACAGUUAAAAGUAGUUUACACAUUUUUCUAUAUGCCAUUUUAUUAUAGCCAUUGUUAUCUUGUGCAAUUUUUUUUGUUCUUAAAAUUUUUAAUGGAGCAUAUAAAGGAUAAUUACAUAAUUAAUUAAUGUUGUGAUCAAAUAUGUAAUCGACAACAAAGCCACAUUUUGACCCAUUUUGGCGUUAUAAUCAUUGCCGUAGAAAACAAUAUUUCUGAGUCUCAGAGUAGAAUCUCUGAGUUGUCAUCUUGUAAUUACAGUAAUUCCAACACAAUGUGAACGUAGCAUUAAUAGUUUCGUUCAUUCAUUUCCUGUAAUUCUUUAUUGGCAUAUAUUGAUUGUUUGUUUGGUGGGACAUCUGAUUUGAAGAGUUUAACAAAAGGGGGAGCAAUUCUGUUCCUUUAAAGGGAUAUUCCAGGUUCAGUAUAAGUUAAGCUCAAUAGACAGCAUUUGUGGCAUAAUACUGAUUAACACAAAUAUUUAUUUUGACUCAUCCCUCCUUUUCUUAAAAAAAAAAGCAAAAAUCGAGGUUCCAGUGAGGAACUUACAAUGGAAGUGAAUGGGGCAAAUACGUAAACGUUAAAAUACUCACUGUUUCAAAUGUAUAGCCACAAGACAUAAACAAUAUGAGUGUUAACUUGAUUUUAGUGUGAUGAAAUCACUUACUAACCUUUUCUGUGUAAAGUUAUAGCCAUUUUUACAACUUCUUUGCCAUGACAUUGUAAUGUCAACAAACCCUUAAACGAUGACUAAAACAACUUUACAGCUCAAAUAAUACAUGAGUUUUAACAGAAGAAUUAAUGUAAGUGCUUUUAUAAAAUUAAAAAACUUCACAUUUCUGCCUUUAAACCCUCCAAAAAUUGGCCCCCAUUAACUUCCAUUGUAAAUCCCUCACUGUAACCUCAACCUUUGUGGUAAUCAACAUCAAUUGACAUCAAUCCCGAAUAUUCCUUUAAGCCUUGUUGUCUGACAAAGAUGAAGUCAAAUUAUGCCUGUAGAGUCAGAAAAAUUCCAAUCAUAGGGAAUGUGAUAGGUACUUUUAGUUUUCUUUUAGGAAUUACCCUUUCUUUUCACAUAUUCAAAAUGUUGCACUAAAAAAAUUAAGCUACAUAAUCAUCAAUAAAACUCCAAGAAAAAACUUGGAGCUGCAUUUGCGUUUUCCGCCCAUCUCUCAUUUAAAGUGGUUUGAAUGACAUCCAGGGACUUUACCAAUUAAUUUUGGAAUUGGUUCUUCUUAACAAAGUCCACUUUCAUAACUGUUGCCUGUCACUUGAGGUUAGUAGCUGCUGUGUACUUUUUUGACUACAGACUAACACAAUGUCAUUUAACCCACUGAAAUGACUUAACUGUGUAUUUACUGAUCUUGUGAGAGACAUGGAUGAACUAUCAAUAAAACAAGUGAC